AAACGCAAUGUUUUGAUCCUUCUUCUACGCAACGUUAAUCUACAGGAGACAUCGCUGCCUGCUGAAACGUCUGUCAAACCGCCUAGCUUUAUUAUAAAUGUACUAUGUGGUAACAGCUACACGUUUAAUUCACACACCUGACUUACCAGUUAACGUUACGUUUAGAAAUCACGACGUUAAGCUUUUAAAGCUUAAUAAGCUUUAGUUAGCAGCAAGCUAGCAUCAGCAUCAUUUGUGACGACUAUGGCGGCAGUUGACAGCUUUCAGUUUUUGUAUAGAGAAGUUUCUCGGUCAUGCAGUCCUUACUUGGAAACCCUGGCCCUGGUCGGUGCUCUUUACACGGCCAGAAGGGCAAUAAUACUGCUGAGAGACUGCUGCGCGUUGCUCAGGGUGCAUUUCCUGCCAAGAAUGAUCCCGAGUAAGAAGCUGACCCAAAUAUUUGGUGACUGGGCUGUCGUUUAUGGUGCAGCAGAGCCUGUGGCCAAAGCCUAUGCAGAGGAGCUGGCCAGACAUGGUAUCAGCAUUAUCUUUGUCACAAAGGACCACACCUCCGUUAGAGACACCGCUGCAUCCCUCUCCCAUAGCUACGGAGUGGAAACGGUUGUCAUCCUAGCUGACUUCUCUUUGGACCCGGCAGCCAGCAAGUCCAUCGAAGAAGCCAUGAGGGGUAAAGAUAUCGGCUUCCUAGUGAACUGUGUGGAGUCUUUGUCUCCCCCGCAGAGCCUGAUUGAAAUGCCUGAGCAGGCUCUGUUGGAUUUUGUGAAUAAGAACGUUGCGGUCGCUACUCUGAUGACCCGGUUGGUGCUGCCAGGGAUGCUGGAGCGCAGCAGGGGAGCUGUGGUCAAUAUAUCAUCGGGGGCUUGCUCCAGACCCCUACCUGGAAGAGUGACCCUCACCGCCUCCACUGGCUACCUGGAUCAUUUCUCAAGAGCUCUUCACCUUGAGUACGGCGGCAAAGGAAUCUUUGUCCAAAGUCUAAUUCCUUUCCAGAUAGCCUCAAGUGAGCAACAACCAUCAUCAUCAUCGACACCAUUAUCCAGACAGGGCUGGUUCAUACCAAAGCCAGAGGUUUAUGCCCGCCAUGCCAUCUCCACCCUGGGCGUCUCUAAUAGGACCACUGGCUACUGGCCUCACACACUGCAGUACGGACUGAUAAGAUGUAUUCCAGAGUGGAUCUGGGUUCUUGGCUCACGUGUGCUAAUCAGUUCAAGCUAAGAGCUCACCUCUCCACCCUUCACUAAAGACCCAGUUACUGGAUCUUCUUGUUCCUGGAGUCAUGUAGUUUUAGUUUCUUGUGCCAUUGGUUUAAAUUUGGUAAACUCUCAGGCUCUGUUGAUGUUGGUAGUUAAGAGAUUUUCUUCUAUUGAUUUGGUAUUCAUUUCAAGGGAAGCUGCAGUGGAAUUUGCCUGAAAUAAUGAAUGAAUAUGCAUAUAUUACUCCUGUAUUACUAUAUGGUCUGACCAAUCUGUAAUGUCCUAAAUUAUCUAUAGAAAGCAGACAACCGUGCCGGGUUGGCUCGGUUGGUAGAGCGGGCGCACAUGUGGAGGUUUGUUCCUUGACGCAGAGGGUCCAGGGUUCGAGUCCGACCUGUGACGAUUUUCCUGCACGUCUUCCCCCUCUCUCUCUCCCCUUUCGUGUCUAGCUGUCCCGUCCAUUAGAGGUGGAAAUGCCCCAAAAAAUGAUCUUUAAAAAUAAAAAAAGAAAGCAGACAACCUAAUGAUACAUGUUGUAAUGGUGGCCAGACGUGAGGUUGGAAUCUGAGUUUGACUUUUAGUUAGUAUUGUAAACUCGUUGAUUAGCAUUGGAGCAUAAUAAUCUAACAUCAUUUGGUUUGGCGCCUGAAAUAAAAAUGGAUAAAUGCAUUUUAUUCCUAUGGUUUUAACACUUUAAACUGUUGGAUAAGAAUGUUUUUCAAAUCAGUGUGCCACCAACAUGAAUCAUAAAGGCAUGGUUCAUUGAAUAUAAAACUGAAUGCACAAUUACUUUAUUUUUUUACUUUAAAUAUAUUAUUUUUCCUUUACCAAAAUGGAGGCUUUUCAUUGGUUGUGUUUUGUGAUUGGUCUGUUUGAAAGCUUAUAAGAAGGUCUCUUCCUGUUUUGGAAAUUGAUUGACUCCCUGCGAAGGCUUGUUUACCGAAACGCGUCGGAGUACUUGAAGAUUUAUGAUGACUAGGCCAUAGAUAAAGGCUUUGUGUCAUUCUAGGAGAGAGUGCCUUGGAGUUUCCUUAUUGGUUUCUACUUUAUUUUUCUAUUUAUUUAAAAAAGUUGCACACUGAAAUUUUUUUUUUUUGUUCUGCAAAACAGAGCUCAGUAUAGAAGCGCAGGUGAGAUCAAAAGCCUCACUUCAAAUGUUACGUAUAAAAAAACCAACAAGAAAGCAAUAAGAAAGCACUCUGCAACCAUAAAAGAAACAUUCAUAAUCAUCAUAACAUCAAAUUCAUUUUUGAUCUCCAAGAAUUCUUUGCAUCGGCUUUAACCUGUAUCCUGUGUAAUCUAAUGCUAUCCAAAUGGGUUUAUGUAUGCUUUGAUGUUCACUGUGCUUUAUGAAAAAGUGUUUGCUGACUUUUGACUUUCCAGUCCUUUUGGUUGUACCACUUUUUACCAGCACUGACCAUUCCUACAGUAUAUGGCACACAUCAUAGAACAAAUGGCAUUUGCCCCAAACCAAACCCAACAUCAUUCGGUGUUAACCAGACAGGCUGAUAUCAUAACAUAGAAUAAUUCCUCUAAAUAUAUUCAUGUUUUAGUAAGCAAAAGCUGCAUAAACCACUAAAGUGUAAUUAUGAUCAAUAUAACUCAAUUCAAAUCUAAGAAACAUGCUCUUUAAAGGUGAAAAGGACAAAUUGUGACCAAAGCAAGUGUAAAUCUAUAUUCUUGCAAUGUGAAUACGCCUUAUAGGCUUAUUAUUAUGCUUAUUUGGCUUCUUGGUCCGAUCAAAGACUCAGAGUUCAGAUAAAACCAAGAUGGGCCAGUAGGGUAUUAUACAUGUGAGAGUGUUUACAGCGUGUGUGUGUGUGUGUGUGUGUGUGUGUGGUGGUGAUAGCUUUAAGUGUCACUGCUCAGAGUACAACAUUCAGGCAUCACUAGGAGUGAAUUUGAAAUAUGAUUAAGAGUGAGAUUGUGAUGGGUUUUUUUUGUUGAGAAACUAUAUUUAAGCUACAUUUAGUAUAUGUAGAUAUUGCUUUUUAAAAAGUAUUUAUUUUAAGAAAUGUGAACAGAUUCAGAUAUAUUGUGUUGAGUGGUUGCUUACACAUACAGUACAGUGUAUACCAGUGUUAACCUAAAUAUGAUAUGUGUCAUCAGAGUACAACAAAAACAAUAAAUCUCAUUCUCCUUUC
Molecule: messenger RNA, 3337 nt
Organism: Perca fluviatilis (European perch)
Lineage: Eukaryota; Metazoa; Chordata; Actinopteri; Perciformes; Percidae
Gene: hsdl1
Product: hydroxysteroid dehydrogenase like 1
Exons: 5
Coding region: 244-1215 (323 amino acids)
Cellular component (GO): mitochondrion
Source: RefSeq, a predicted model, not a curated record